This is a messenger RNA of Rana temporaria (common frog), 4335 nucleotides long. RefSeq names its product opioid receptor mu 1 (gene OPRM1). Gene Ontology annotation, cellular component: membrane; neuron projection. The coding region runs from base 28 to 975 and encodes 315 amino acids. Gene Ontology annotation, molecular function: beta-endorphin receptor activity; morphine receptor activity; neuropeptide binding. NCBI's taxonomy places the organism in Eukaryota, Metazoa, Chordata, Amphibia, Anura, Ranidae. The record is from RefSeq and is a predicted model, not a curated record. Gene Ontology annotation, biological process: sensory perception of pain; G protein-coupled opioid receptor signaling pathway; neuropeptide signaling pathway. The transcript is spliced from 2 exons.
GUACAUAACAUCAAAUACUUUCUGCAUAUGAUUGCCGAUAAUCUCUUAAUAAUUCUAAAUGUAAAAUUACCUUUUUAUCUUAUGUUACAUUCUAGGUACACCAAAAUGAAGACGGCCACCAAUAUCUACAUUUUCAAUCUUGCCCUAGCAGAUGCCCUUGCAACAAGUACCCUGCCAUUUCAAAGUGUGAACUAUCUCAUGGGUACAUGGCCUUUUGGAAAUAUUGUGUGUAAAAUUGUUAUAUCGAUAGACUACUAUAAUAUGUUCACAAGUAUUUUUACCCUAACUACAAUGAGUGUUGACCGAUACAUAGCAGUCUGCCAUCCAGUGAAAGCUCUAGAUUUUAGAACACCACGAAAUGCCAAAAUUGUCAACGUCUGUAACUGGAUUCUGUCUUCGGCAAUUGGUUUACCUGUAAUGUUUAUGGCAACAACAAAACAUGACAGAGGAUCUACUGAUUGUGCUCUUAUCUUUCCCCAUCCAUCGUGGUACUGGGACAACCUUCUAAAAAUCUGUGUCUUUAUCUUUGCAUUUAUAAUGCCUGUCCUUAUCAUCACCGUAUGUUAUGGAAUGAUGAUCUUACGACUCAAGAGUGUCCGUAUGCUGUCUGGCUCCAAAGAAAAGGAUAGAAACCUCAGAAGAAUCACCAGGAUGGUGCUGGUUGUAGUGGCAGUGUUCAUAGUCUGCUGGACUCCUAUCCACAUUUAUGUGAUAAUUAAAGCUUUGAUCAAUAUCCCACCUUCUCUCUUUCAGACAGUGACCUGGCAUGUGUGCAUUGCUCUAGGUUACACAAAUAGCUGCCUUAAUCCAGUCCUUUAUGCUUUUUUGGAUGAAAACUUUAAGCGGUGUUUCAGAGAAUUUUGCAUUCCAACAACUUCAACCAUCGAGCAGCAAAACUCAACCCGUUUGCGUCACAAUACCCGUGACCAUGUGUCCACCGCCAACACAGUGGAUAGGACUAACCAUCAGGUAUGACUAGCCGUGGAGAUGUCAUCUCUGGAUUCAGGUGUUCCUGCGGGAGAUGACAUGACUUCAGAAGUUACACAGAUAACUACAGGGCUUUAAUUCACUGAUGACUUUAGACGUCUAAGGUCUAUGAUUGUAUUUAUGUAGGGUCUAUAUGGUAUCCAAGCACUUUUUAAUAAAGGUUUGUCACUGCCCACAGUUGAUAUUUUCUCUGGCACAGCAACACUUGUAUGUUGUAUUGAAUAUAUAUAUAUGAUUGUGUUACAAACGUAAUUAACUCAAUAGCAUACAGGGUGACAUGAUUAACAUAAAAAAAUGUAUGUCAUAAUAGAGAUCAAACAGUUGUAUGGAUUUUUUUUAUAAACAGAGAAAGGCUUGCAGAACUACAAAUCUUGAGGAUACAUGGUUUAAUUUAUUCAUCUUCUACAAGUCUAUCUUUGGACAACAGUAAGUAUCAAAUAUAACCUCUGAUUAAUCAUUGUAUAAUUAAAAUACUUUACUUUUCAAGGAGAAGUAAUCUAUCACGUACACAAAUAAGUAAAUAUUAGUGUGUUUUAAUUAACAAGUAAUUUGAAAGUAUAUAAAAAUUACCAAAAUAAACAGCCAUACUGAUAAAACAAGCAAAAAAUAGGACAACGCUUAUUUUUUAACUACAGGUACUGUUUUGCCCAGAGAGCCUAAAUAAUUACUAAACCCAACAGCCAAUAAAUUAAUAAAGAAUGCUGCUUAAAAGUACUUGGAUGUGUAGCUGCAUUUUUCAAAACAUUUUAGUAAAUAAAUAAAAUACCUGUUGAUUUUUUUAGAAAUGCAGUAACCAAGGUUAUAUUCCUUCUGAUACUAAUUCUAUCACCCUUGAUCUAAUGGAGAUGAAGUGAGGAUGAUAGGUUUGAUUUCCAGCCUAGAUGGCAACUUUGGUUUCCUCCAUAGAUACAGUGUGAUAAGGUGUGAUCAUAGUCAGCUAGGGAUAGGAAGUGUUUUAUUCUCAAUUUUACCAGGUACAAAUUAAAACAAAAAAAACAAAAAAAGUAAACUAGUGUAGUCACCACAUCUAAGUUUGUGGAAUCAAUAAUAGCAAUGCGGCUUCAAACUUGCCUCUUUCCCUAUAUGUUGAUCUUUCAUCAGGUGUACACCCAAGAGCUCAUUCCUGCUCAGCUGUUCCACUUGUCAAAUAAAAAUGAAUGGGCUGCACACUGAUGCCGUCCACUAUGGAAAACUAGCUUUAAUAUAAUAAGUAAUCACAAUACAUAUCUUGCAUUCCACCUCCAGCUCCAAUAUGUUUCAAUACACAAAGGGCUUAAUAGUGGAUUAAGAUGUCUCCAUUUCGACUUUACAAAUGCCAAAUCUAAGGAGUUUUAGAUUUGGGGUUUAGAUAUGCUUUAAAGAGUAACCUAUCAAAUUAACACCUGAAAGCCAUAACCUAAAAAAAACUAAACAAUAAAAUACAAUUGUUUUAUAUCAGCAUUUUGUCUAGGGAAGCCUAGAAAGUUAUUUCACUUAAUCACAAAAUAAGUGGUUUUCAAAAAUGAAUUAUUUGUACAAUUCACUUCAGACUUGACUAUUUAAAUAUAAAAGUAAUUUCAUUAUCUUAGUUAAUAUUCUGUAUGGUUUGGUCAUUCUAAAAGUGCUGUUGCUAAAUCAAUAGUUUAAAAUAAACUGUUCAAAAGAAGGAAAUUUGUCACUUUAAUUUUCUUGAUGAAAUGUCUUUAGUAGAGUAUAUUUUGUCCACACAAUAUAUGUGUUUUCUAUAAAUUGAAAAUGUCACCAUAAACAUAUUUUCACAUCUUUAAAAGCCUGUAGCAAUAUGAGAACCAACCUUGUCAGCUCAUAUUUUGUAUGUGACUGGAAAUUCAGCCAUUUAUAAAAAAUAUUGACUAUGUCACCUUAAAAAGAAAUCUUCUAGCAGGUAUAAAAUACAAUACAAAUAGAAUACAGGUAUAUGCCUGCAAAAGCUCUUAUUAUCCUUUGCUACAGCCAAGUGCCCUGGUGUUCUAAACAGGCAAAGCUGCAGCACUUCCUGGUAGUGACACAAUUUGCCCACCCCUUCCUUCCACACACAUCUUCUUAUUGGCUAAUACGGCUAAUCUCAUGGUGGUGGGCCAAUAGGAAUGUUUUGCCUGUUUAGAACUGUGACUGCAGGCAUUUGCAGGCACCUCUAGUUGCCUAUGCUAUCUACCUACUAGCAGUUUUUCUUUCUUUUUUUUAAUAAAAGACAGAGUCUCUUUAACAAUAAAAUAAUGUUAUCAGUUGUAAUUAUUAUAUUUCAUUGUACCACAUGUGCUUAUGAUUAUGGUGUAAUGCUUUGCAAUUUUUAUCAAGCUCAAAUGUUAGCAUAUCAUGAGCACAAUACAUAACGGUUAAGUACAAGAUUAGUUAAUGUCAAUAAAAAGUACAGUUUGACAUCCAUAAUACUGUGCUUUAUUGAAUUUUGAAUUGGUGCAGUUGCACAAAAGAAACAUGCUGUGUAUUGCCUUAUUAUAUAGAACAACUUAUUUAUUGUACAUUGUAAAUAUGACCAGAUGUAUUUUCUCAUUGAAAAAUCUGUAUAAUUGAAAUUAAAGUAUGUUCAUUAUUCUUUGGAAUUAAAAAUGUCUAGGUAUUAUGUUUAAAAAUGCUUAAAGGGAAAUAGCAUAUGUUAUAUUAUAUUUUUGCCAAAUUUACACUAAUGCUAUCUACUGUUAUAGUAAAUUUAUGCUAUACAGAGCUAAAUCAUUAUUUAUUAUAUGUAAAACAAAACUACACAGUCUGUAAGUAGGAUAGGCAGGAAAAUAUGUAAAAUAAUAUAUAUUUGAUUUAUUAACAGCUCUAACAUAACAUGGCUUUAAAGAAAGUAGAAAAAACAGUUUGCAUUAUUCAUGGCAAAUAUUCAUUGAUUAAUUUUGAUUGCUGAUACCUUUCUCUUUGGCUGCUAUGAGUUAAUAUACUUUGGCAUUGUCAGUGUUUCUUUCACUGCCUUAUUCUAAGCCUUGGAUAAGUAGAAGCCAUAUUAGGGUGCCCAAAUCUUACCAAGCAUAAACUGCAUUAACCACUUGCCUACUGGGACAUGCCAAUUUUCAGCUUUCAGCACUGGAACACUUUGAAUGACAAUUUGACAGUCAUGCUACACUGUAACCAUGUAAAACGUUUUAAUUUUCUUCACAGAAAUAGAGCUUUCUUUUAGUGGUAUUUAAUCACUUACUAUUUACUAAAAACGUAACCUUUGGGUUAACUAGUUACCGACCGCUAGCCAAGUUGACAAGUUGGCUCCCCUGCGUGAAUCGCCGUUAUUAUACAUUGGGCAUAUACAAAUGGCGAUUUGUGGGAGCGCGGGAGCCGACUAGUGGGUUCGGCGGACUCUAUGUCCACUGGCCACUCGCAAUCGCUUCAGAAACA